AUGGACGAGAAGAAUCAGAAGAAUCAGAAUGAAACUGCUGUGGUUGGGAACACAACGGGAGAGGUGCACCCUCCAUCAGAAACACAAGGUCAGUCAGAGCCAGAAAUACCAUCAAUUAAUUCGUUGGUUCUAGAUGCUGGGCCAUUGAUCACACAGAACAUUGGCUCAUUCAAACAGUAUGCUCAAAACAUUUUCACCACUCCAGCGGUUUUCAAUGAAGUAAAGGAUGAAAAUGCAAGAAGGAACUUGGAAUUGCACAAAGAUUUGAUUAAAAUUAGACAGCCUAAACCAGAAUUUGUCAAAAAAGUCUUAAACUUUUCCAAAUUAACAGGGGAUUACAACGUUUUGAGUAUCAACGAUAUUCAUAUCAUUGCACUAACAUAUGAAUUGGAAGUCGAAUUGAAUAAAGGGGACUGGAGAUUAAGACAGUAUCCUGGAGAGGUGAAAAAUAGACCUGUCAAGAAAAGUGUGGAUAAAAAUGAAAGUAUAAAAAAAGAAAAUAAAAAUCAAACUAAGUUUGAUAUCAAUGAUGAAAAGAAAGAUGAAAAGAAAGAUGGUAAGAAAAAUGAAGAGAAAGAAGGUAUAAAAUUGACUGAUUCAGUGGAAAAAACCAAACGUAGACGAGGUGGCAGAAAACACAGAGAAAAAGAAGCUAUGUUAAAAGACGGAUUUCAAAUUCAGUUUCAAAAAUCUUCAAAAAAUAGUCAAAAAAUUGCUGAUAUUAAAAUCAAUGAUCGGUCAAGUGAGAAAGAUAAAGAUCAAGAAAACAAAAAAGAUACUACUACCGAGGAUGAACAUGAUAGUGAUGAUGAAGGUGAGUGGAUUACAUCCGAAUCCAUUCAACAAGAAAUUAUAAAAGAACAAGAAGGCGAAAUACUUUUUAGGAAUAGAAAUAAAAAAGUAAUUGCAAAAAAAGUCGCUGUAAAAGCUGCAUUAGCAUCGGGAGAUUUUGCAGUUCAAAAUGUCGCAUUACAAAUCAAUUUGAAUUUAAUGAAUUCUAUGAAUGGGUUAAAGAUAAAUAGAGUUAGAAAUUAUAUGUUGAGAUGUCAUGGUUGUUUUUACUUAAUACCUUAUAAUCAAGAAAAAAAGGUUAAUCAUAAACUACAAUUCUGUCCCAGAUGUGGUGGUGCAACAAUAUUAAGAUGUUUAGUAUCGGUUGAUUCCUCUACUGGAAAGGUAACACCUCUUUUGAAAAAAAAUUUUGAAUGGCAUAAAAGAGGUAAUAAAUAUUCAAUGUCUUCUCCCUUAUCCAAAAACCAUCUCAAGAAAUAUGGAAAAAGUGGGUUUCAGCAUAACAAGGUGAAUAGAAAGUAUGAAGUACCUUUAUUGAGAGAAGAUCAAAAAGAGUAUCAACAAGCGAUAAAGGACGAGGACUGGUCAAAAAGACAAAAUAUCAAAAUGCUUGAGCAAUGGAUUGGAGGAUCAGACAUAAAUCCAUUUGCAAUUGAUAACAGCUUGCGAUACCACGACCAGCACAGUGGGGGUGUCAGAGUUAAUAGAGGCAGAUACGCAAAUGCCUCCAGAAGAAGAAAAUAG
Ascoidea rubescens DSM 1968 is the source of this 1536-nucleotide messenger RNA. It is a transcript of the gene NOB1, whose product is annotated as rRNA-binding endoribonuclease. The record is from RefSeq and is a predicted model, not a curated record. The transcript is spliced from 3 exons. Gene Ontology annotation, biological process: maturation of SSU-rRNA; ribosomal small subunit biogenesis. Lineage: Eukaryota; Fungi; Ascomycota; Saccharomycetes; Ascoideales; Ascoideaceae. The coding region runs from base 1 to 1536 and encodes 511 amino acids. Gene Ontology annotation, cellular component: preribosome, small subunit precursor. Gene Ontology annotation, molecular function: RNA endonuclease activity.